Messenger RNA from Boleophthalmus pectinirostris (great blue-spotted mudskipper), 3093 nucleotides. It is a transcript of the gene atl2, whose product is annotated as atlastin GTPase 2. The transcript has 13 exons. Gene Ontology annotation, molecular function: GTPase activity; GTP binding. The record is from RefSeq and is a predicted model, not a curated record. Gene Ontology annotation, biological process: endoplasmic reticulum organization; protein homooligomerization. Bases 51 to 1892 code for a protein of 613 amino acids. Lineage: Eukaryota; Metazoa; Chordata; Actinopteri; Gobiiformes; Gobiidae.
GAGAGAAAUAAGCAGCUCUGACGUCAGCCGCACCAGAGCAGCAGACCAAGAUGGCGGAGGUGAGCGGGCUGAGGAGCAGAAAUCACUUCGAGUCCAACUGUAAAUCCCGAGUCCCCGGCGAAGGACGGAGGGGAGUGCAGGAUGUCCCAAUCAUUCACGCCAAGCAGAGGCCUCCUCUUGCCAAACCUGAAGACUUGGAGGAUGAAUUUCUUCCACAGACAAACACUCUAAUCCCAGACUUUGAUGCUGAUGAUGUCCUCACCUCAGCAGAUGAAGAAAUCCAAGAAGAACAGGUUGUGGAGGAAGAGAAGGCACGGCCCAUCCAGAUUGUCCUGGCCAAUGAGGACGAGCACAGUUUUGAGCUGGAUGCUGUGGCGCUGGAGAAGAUUCUGCUGCAGGACGAUGUGAAGGAUCUGAACGUGGUGGUGGUGUCUGUGGCCGGGGCGUUUCGAAAGGGCAAGUCCUUCCUGCUGGACUUCAUGCUGCGCUACAUGCACACUCAGCAGGGUGAGCCGUGGGUGGGAGGGGAUGAUGAGCCUCUGACAGGGUUCACUUGGAGAGGAGGCUGUGAGAGGGAAACCACAGGAAUCCAGGUCUGGAGUGAAGUCUUUGUGGUGCAGAAACCAGAUGGGAGCAAGGUGGCAGUGCUCCUCGUGGACACCCAGGGAGCCUUUGACAGUCAGUCCACCAUCAAAGACUGUGCCACAGUGUUUGCCCUCAGCACAAUGACCAGCUCUGUUCAGGUUUACAAUCUGUCCCAGAACAUUCAGGAAGAUGACCUGCAGCAUCUACAGCUUUUUACAGAGUAUGGCCGUCUUGCAAUGGAGGAGAUCUACUCAAAACCGUUUCAAUCCCUGAUGUUUCUCAUCCGCGACUGGAGUUAUCCUUAUGAACACGACUACGGACUUGAAGGAGGAAAUACUUUCCUGGAGAAAAGACUUCAGGUGAAGCAGAACCAACACGAGGAGCUGCAGAAUGUGAGGAAGCACAUCCACUCAUGCUUCUCCAACAUCGGCUGCUUUCUGCUGCCACACCCAGGCCUCAAGGUCGCCACUAACCCCUACUUCGACGGCAGGCUGAAGGAUAUCGAUGAUGAUUUUAAGAGGGCGCUGGCCAAGCUUGUGCCCCUUCUGUUGGCCCCAGAAAAUCUGGUGGAAAAGGAAAUUGGAGGUAGCAAAGUGACUUGCAGAGAUCUUGUGGAGUACUUUAAGGCCUACAUUAAGAUCUACCAAGGCGAGGAGCUGCCUCAUCCCAAGUCCAUGCUGCAGGCCACAGCUGAGGCCAACAAUCUGACUGCAGUAGCAGGUGCCAAAGAUUUGUACAGCAAAAGCAUGGAGCAGAUUUGUGGAGGAGACAAGCCGUACAUCGCCCCAGCGGACUUGGAGCGCUGUCAUGAAGAGUUCCGAGACCACUCUGUGCGCUUCUUCCGCUCGGUGAAGAAAAUGGGCGGUGAUGAGUUCUGUCAGAGAUAUCAGAGUCAGCUAGAGGGCGAGCUGGAUGAGGCCUAUGUCAACUUCUCCAAGCAUAAUGAUGGCAAAAACAUCUUCUAUGCAGCACGUACCCCCGCAACGCUCUUCGCUGUGAUGUUUGUGACCUACAUCGUGUCUGGGAUCACCGGCUUCAUUGGCCUGAGCACUUUGGCUGCCAUGGCGAACAUGAUCAUGGGGCUGGCCCUGCUGGCUCUGUGCGCCUGGGCCUAUGUCAAGUAUUCUGGAGAGUACCGGGAGGUGGGCACCUUGAUAGACCAGGUGGCAGAGACACUGUGGGAACAGGUUUUGAAGCCACUAAGUGAACAAUAUAUGGAAGAUAAUGUCCGACAGACAGUGGUGAACUCCCUCAAAGCCAGUUUGGCAGAAUCAAGCUCACAUCAAACAAAGCAAAAGACUCACUGACUCCUCACCACCUUUCCCCUCUGCAACUGAAACUGAACUGUCAAACACCAAAGCCCACCUCUUGUUUGCACAUUUCUGUGCUGCCCUAGUUGAUUCAUUGUAGGGAUUGCUGAAUGUCGCCCCCCAGUGCCUCUGAGCACAAAGUGCAUGUUCUCGAAGGACUGACUUGUCAGCUGCCAAAAUGUGAAGCACUGUCAUCUUGUGUCCACUGUGCCAUGCUGAAGGAUGUAGUGCUUAUGUAGCCACACCCGUCCCAUCAGAACCUGUCCAUGUGGGCCUCCUGUAGGCCUACGCCACUUCAGGGAUCAAGCUGCUGAGAAUACAUACUGCUGCAGUUCAGAGAUCAGUUAAUUUUCUUUUGCAUCUUAAAAUUCUAACUUGGCACAAGAAUUGGGUAAAAUUGUGCAUUUUUCAGAUUGAAACCGAAAUGUUCUUAAUGGAAUAUAAACUGAUCAUGUCUGCGUCAUGGUGUUGAACCGUUUUAUCAGUCAAACCCUGUUUUGUCUCUUUAAUUGUUCAUAGAGAUUUAACUCAAAAGAUGGCUGUUGAAGCCUGUCAUCUUGUUUUAUUGUAGUCAAGUCCUUUGCAAAUGUGUAUCUUUAUGUAGUUUAUGUAGCCAGUAUUCAGUUUUCUGCAUGAAGUAGAGCUACUGUUCUAUGGCUAUAGACAUAAUGGAGCAUCAUUGAUAUAUCCAUUGCCUUGUUCAAAACUACUGUAUUCCAAAGCAUCAGUCCCUUGGUUCAUGUUUGACAUUCUGCCUAAAUGUUCAUGUUAAAAACUUACUUUUCAUAUCAAAGUACAAUCAAUGCUUUUAAUGUAAAUCCAAAGUUUUCAGGAAAUUCUUGCAAUGGACUGGAACCACAAUUACAGAUAUUUGUCUGAACUCAUCUCGAGCGCCAGUCUCACUGCAGUCAGUGUGAUCUUAAAAUGGGCAUGUAUGUUGAAUUUAAUAUUUAAAUGAACUGUGUACAUGUUUGUUCAUCGUUGACUGAGGCGGUUUGUUGAUCUACUUAACAGUUUAUUAAAUGGUAAGUUGCAGCUGUAGGUUUACAUUCAUUUUAUCCUAUCGUUAUGAUGGACCUUAGACGAGCUUUGGCGAUUUUGACAGGAGUCUCAUUAUGAGCGGAAUGACGACUGUGUGUCUGCCUUUUAAAUGUGUAUGCUAAUUUAUUUUUGAAUAAAAUGUUUAUCUAAAGAAUAA